CAUAUCAUCCGUACACGGUACGAGAUACAGUGAUAAAAUGCGGUGUGAUAAACUGUUAUUUAAUGACUUACUUGUUAUUGCAGAAAAUAACACCUUUUGUGACCACGCAUUAAAAUGUAAAAAUGCUUUUUGGGAGGUCAUAUAGUAACUGAACUUGCAUUUAGCGCACGGAAUAACUGCGUUGGAAUCGACAUAUGAAAUGUUAUGGGUUUUUUUCUAUUUAUAUAUUGAUUCAUUGUAGUAAAUUCGCGAACGAGUACGUGAACUGGUCUAAGAAGAUAAAAAUGGUUAUUUAAAUAAUUAUUUGUGUUAUCUUGCAUACAUAUAGAAGUGUUUCAAUGUUUUAAUGCAAACUUCGCAUGCAAAUAAUUUAAAUGAAAGCAAAAAUAAGGGCAUUCGAGACAAACUUCAGUCGAUCCUUCCGCAUAUUUUAAUUAAAAAGGAGAUUUGUUCGUUAAUUUUGAACCAAAAUAUGUACGAGGCGGUGUCAACUAACAACGCUUCGGUUGUGUACGCAGCAGUGACGGGUUUUGUGGAGAAAAAGUCGAAAUACUGGUUCACUGACUACCAAUUCGUCGUUGAAGUGUACUGGACCAAUAAGCGGACUACUUUUAUCAAGCGUAGUUACAGCGAUGUGCUUAGGUUCCAAGACCAGUUGCUGGACUAUUUUAGUGAACGCUUGCAGAAGGGGCUAAUAAAGACGCCUGUUUAUAUACCUAGAUUGCAAGGAAAACGAGUAUUUCAAUUAAGAUCGGUUGAGUUGGCUGAACAACAGGAAACGGAACUACAAAAAUUCUUCAGGGAUCUCAUUGGUGGAAACCCUCUCAUAUCCGGUAACAAGAUAGUGACGGACUUCUUGAACCGGUGGCCUACCGACCCUGUGCCCAGUGCAGACGAAAUACCGGAAGAAGACGACGAGGAUGACGUCCUAUUUGACCGAUGACCUCAACCCAGCAGGACCCCGCUGUUAAUAAAUUGAGAUUCGUUCAGGGAAAACUGUGCUUCAAAUGCAUGUGCGUUAAGUGUCGUUCCAGAUUAGCCUGUGCAGUCCACACAAGCUAAUCAGGAAUGACAACUCUCGGCUAAACUGGAUUUUUUUUAAAGAGUCUAACGUUUAAGCGAAAACUUCCAUUAGAGCUGAAAGUGUCGUCCCUGAUUAGCCUGUGCGGUCUGCACAGCCUACUCCGGGAUGCCACUACGCACAUGCAUUUAGUCCAGUUUUACCAGAAUGAGGCUCGAUUUAACCGUUGGUUAAAUAAACCAUGUUAUAAGUUUGGAAACGGUUGUCAUUUAUUGUACUAUGACGGCCAGAAUGUGUAGAACUACUUAUUCUGAUUUAGGACAGUGCCAAGGAUUAUAAAAAUCAAUGUGCGUAAGAAUGUAAGCCAUCGUUAACAAUAACCAAUCAUUUACUUAUUUGAACCAGGCCCUGGAUACAAGUUCUUGUCUUUCAAUAUAUUUCACUAUAAAUGUUAUAGUAUUUCAACAUGUGCGACCUUUUUUUAGUAUUUCUUUGUGUAUGGGUUGAUACUUAUUGCGCAAUGACUGAUCACACGUGCUAUUGAUAUUGUUUCCGAGAAAUCAGCGUUUAACUUGUUUAUGUUAAUAACUAGAAUGAUGUCUAUGACAUUAGUGAGAUUCCAAUUAUACACAUAGCUAGCCAAAGGGUAUUAUUUUGGAAAAAAAUCUUACAUACAAUUUUAACUAAUUUGAGUACAACACUGUAUCCAUGUGAAAUAGUUACUAGAAAUUAUAUGUAAGGAAACAUU
Molecule: messenger RNA, 1769 nt
Organism: Dreissena polymorpha
Lineage: Eukaryota; Metazoa; Mollusca; Bivalvia; Myida; Dreissenidae
Exons: 3
Coding region: 347-943 (198 amino acids)
Biological process (GO): superoxide anion generation
Molecular function (GO): phosphatidylinositol binding; superoxide-generating NADPH oxidase activator activity
Source: RefSeq, a predicted model, not a curated record